AUGGGAGACGCCAGUCUGAGCAAAACGACAAGUCCGGACUGGUCGGAUUCCUCCUCGGGGUCAUCCGUCGACCACUCUGCCCACGGGCACUCCGCGAAGCCUAUGCGACCGAAACUCCCUAGUCGAAAGAGCAGCGGCACCAUGAUUGUUCCUCGCGACUCGACAGAGGUCGGGCCGGUCGACCUGCACGUUGGGCCCGACGAUGUUAGAGCCAUGAGUCCCCGAAGAACGAGCGAAGACAUCCAAACCCUAGGCAAGGAAACUCGAGAAGAACUCCGCAGGCAUGCUAAAGCAUUGCAAGAAUCAUUGCAUACGCUCGUCAACCGGAUCGAGGCGGUCAAACACGAGCAUGACAAGUUAGAUCACAACAACAAGUUCCUCCAGAAAUACAUCGGAGAUCUGAUGACGACCGGCAAGAUCACCUCAACUGGGCGAAACAAGAAAUGA
Molecule: messenger RNA, 447 nt
Organism: Dichotomopilus funicola
Lineage: Eukaryota; Fungi; Ascomycota; Sordariomycetes; Sordariales; Chaetomiaceae
Exons: 2
Coding region: 1-447 (148 amino acids)
Cellular component (GO): trans-Golgi network
Source: RefSeq, a predicted model, not a curated record